CGAAUUGAAGAUGGCGUCGCUUAUAUCGAAGUGGCGCUGAGUUGAACUGAGUUUUCUCUCUGCACUUUUGUAUCGUGGUUCGUGGGGAAAGCACUCAGCUGUUGUGACAGGCAAGGGAGAUCUUAACCAACAAAAUACACUAAAUAUCAACGGGGGAGGCAUCAAGAGUUACAUCGAAUCUGUGCAAAUAGUUAUUAUGGAAUUAUAACAGCAAAACGACAAUCAAACAUGCGCAAAGAAAUCGAAAAUGGAGGAGGUUGUAACGGAGUAGGAACCAGGACUAGGAGACUGCUUCCUCGAUUUUCACUACGAAGACUUUUGUACUCUAGCCCACUUCUUGGUCGCCGCUUUGCCCGUGCUGCAAGUUCGAGCAACCGAACAGUCAAAGCUAAAGAUGCUGUGGAUGGAAGAACGGGUGAUGUGGAAAAAGGCGAAGCCCGUGGAAGCAGCCUUCCUACCCAGUCUCAAUCUCAUACUUCGGACAUGCCACACGUCACAAAUAAAAAUUCUACCCCCACUAAUGCAGGAACAAGCUGCGAUAAUGGCUUGAUGGAAUGUCCGUUGUGCUUAGCAGAGCUUUCUUCAGAGUCUUUUCCCGUGGUACAGUCAUGCGAUCACCGAAGCUGCUAUGACUGUUACCAACAGUACCUCAGAGUUGAAAUUUCGGAAUCCAGGGUCAACAUUGCCUGCCCAGAGUGUGCAGAGCUCUUGCAUCCCAACGAUAUCAGAAUGAUUCUGAAUGAUCAAACACAGUUUGAAAAAUAUGAAGAUUUUAUGGUGCGUAGAGUGCUCGCGGUCGAACCUGAUACAAGGUGGUGUCCUGCACCAGAUUGUAGCUUUGCCGUAAUUGCCACUGGCUGUGCCUCUUGUCCUAAAUUACGUUGCGAAAGACCUGGAUGUGACUCAUACUUUUGCUAUCACUGUAAAGCAAGGUGGCAUCCUAAUCAAACUUGUGAUGCAGCAAGAGCUCAACGAUCACAAUACUAUGAUCGCAGUUCAUCUCUCAGCUUCAGCCAGAGUGACUCACAACAUAGGGAUGACAUCAAACCAUGUCCAAGGUGUCAAGUUCUCAUUGUGAAAAUGGACGAUGGUAGCUGUAAUCACAUGACUUGUGCUGUUUGCGGUGCUGAAUUUUGUUGGCUGUGUAUGAAAGAAAUCAGCGAUCUUCAUUACCUAAGCCCAUCUGGAUGUACAUUUUGGGGAAAAAAGCCAUGGUCCCGGAAAAAGAAAAUCCUUUGGCAACUCGGAACUUUAGUCGGAGCUCCAGUUGGAAUUGGUCUUGUCGCUGGUAUUGCAGUUCCUGCUAUGAUAAUAGGUAUUCCUGUAUGGGUAGGAAGAAAGCUAUACACGAGAUACGAGAACGCCAACAAACAUAAAAGAAAUGCCUUCAUCGCAGGGGGAGUCACUGCAUCGGUCUUGGUAUCCCCAGUGUUAGCCGGAUUGGCAGUUGGUAUAGGAGUUCCUAUUCUGUUAUUUUACGUUUACGGAGUUGUUCCCGUAUCCCUUUGCCGAAGCGGAGGUUGCGGCGUUUCAACAAACGGCGCCGGUGUCCGUUUUGAUUUUGAUGAUGAAAAUGAGCUUAUGAAUGCAUUUGGCAACAAGAAUACCGGAGACGCAUCAUCAAUUGAUGCAACCAGUCAUAGAGGAGCCAAUCCCUCAAUAGGGGAGGCUUCUUUAUCCCUGGGCAGCGGUAGCCAAUUGAAUGAUCAGGAGGUUGCAACCUACAACUACCUAGUCUCAGCAGGUGCUAGUCUUGCUGCAAGUAUUGCAACUCUUUUGCCUGGAGGUCAAAGACUGGAAGUUCAGGCUGAUGUAGCAUCAACGCAAAGAUUCAGUCUGAGUAGUGAAACUGCAUCUGCAGCUACUAGCCUUUCAGAAAAAUCCGUCAAUGCUUCAAUUGCUCCAGACGAUGGUGCAGCUUCAACAAGAGCUCUAGCUGGUUCUGUCUUGAAUUUCAAGGUUGACACUGGGUCAUCGAGUGGAACACGAAAUACUGACGAAGUACAAGAAACUGGGCCAGCAGUAGAUGGUCAUAUUGACUCAGCGGGUCAAGCUGCUUCUCUAAGUUCAUUAGAAGAACUGGCAUCUGGUCUUGCUAAGCGGGCUCGUCGUAGGCCUAUACCAGAUCGUCAACCUACUGACUCGAGCAGCUUGACAACUUGCGGUGAAGACGGAGGUUCGGAACGUGUGCGAUUCGAUGACCACGUUAGUUUUAUUGAAGCUGAUCAAGAAGCAGGCCCUAGUAGCGGUUGUAGCAUUGCCAGUCGUGGCCCCGGGAGACGCAAGAGAAAUAAGGAUCAUGAACAGGAUGUGGAAAUAGCCUCAAAAGCACCGGGAAAUUCAAGGUUUAGCAACAACGGCGCCAAUAUUGAUUCUGUCGCAGAGGAACAUCCACGGGAAAGAGUAAAUGUUGCUACUCUGCGAAGUGUGUUUUUUCACAAUGGUUCAACCUUCGAACGCGAAAAACGGUUGCCUGUGAUAGAAGAACCCCAUCCCAUUGCCACAAAAACUAGCAACGAAGAGAUCGUAUACGCCCCCAUCGCAUCAACACCUACCAGUGCUGUGGAAGAAAAAGUGCGCAUUCCCACCUUAGCAUCAGAAUUUAGCGAUCUUGUGGAAAAAGAAGUGCGAUUUCCCACCUUAGCAUCAGAAUUUAGCGAUCUUGUGGAAAAAGAAGUGCGAUUUCCCACCUUAGCAUCAGAAUUUAGCGAUCUUGUGGAAAAAGAAGUGCGAUUUCCCACCUUAGCAUCAGAAUUUAGCGAUCUUGUGGAAAAAGAAGUGCGAUUUCCCACCUUAGCAUCAGAAUUUAGCGAUCUUGUGGAAAAAGAAGUGCGAUUUCCCACCUUAGCAUCAGAAUUUAGCGAUCUUGUGGAAAAAAAAGUGCGAUUUCCCACCUUAGCAUCAGAAUCUAGCGAUCUUGUGGAAGAAGAAGUGCGCAUUCCCACCUUAGCAUCAAGACCUACCAAUGUUGUGGAAAAAGAAGUGCGAUUUCCCACCUUAGCAUCAGAAUUUAGCGAUCUUGUGGAAGAAGAAGUGCGCAUUCCCACCUUAGCAUCAAGACCUACCAAUGUUGUGGAAGAAGAAGUGCACAUUCCCAUAGCAUCGAAAUUUCCCGAUGUUACAGAAGAGAAAAUGCACAUUCCUAUAGCAGCGAUACCGACCAAUUUAGUCAACAAGGAAGUAUACAUCCCCAUAGCAGCAAAACCAACUGGUUUCAUAAGAGAGGAAGUACUCAUCCCAAUAGCGUUCAAACCCACGAAUUUUACUAAAAAGAAAGUGCAUAUUCCCGUAGCAUCGAAAGCGCCGCCUUCCCCGAAAAAAGUAGAUCUUACCAGUAUUCCCGCGACAGAGUCGACUUUUGUGAUAGAAGCAGAGCCGCCCACUAUUGAAACAAAAACGUACAUACGAGCUAUAAAGGAGACACCUUACUUAGUGUCCACACGACACCCCACGAAUCACAUUUUCUAUAAAAAUGAUAACAUUCAUAUCACAGAAGAUAAGUCACAAUGUUAGGAUGGAAGUCUGGAUUAUCUUUAUGAUCGCACCCAAUAACCUGUUCAGUUACAUGAGUAUUCAUUACACACAGGCCAUGGGAUUCCGAAGUACGUUGAAAAUUUUAGAAUAUAACAUCGAGCAAAUGCAGCGCAUUGAGGUUGGCACGGUUGGAUUUGGAAAAGGGUAGGUAAUGAAUUAUAUUAUUUAUUAUAAUGGAUGAAUUUUUUCUGGUUUGUAACCGAAAAAAAUUGGUAUGCAGUGAUUCACAUAACAUGUACAAUGGAAUCAAUGAAAAUCUUGAAAUGUGCUGGAACCGGUCAGUAGACACUUGCGUUCUGGUAAUGCUAGUCUUUCACUUCUGACUGAAUGCGUUUGCUCUUGCCACAAAAAUAAAACAACUGAAUUUACGGAAAACUAGCCGUGUUCGAACAGAGUUCAGAUUUUUUGUUGGGUUCAGAUUGUCCAUACACCAAUGAACACAGGAAAGCACUUGCUACUUAAUACCCAACUUCAUGUGUCUUUAUCAUGAUUUGAUUUCGGAUAAUGUUCAUAAAACUGUUGAUAAAAUAACGGAAUUAAAUACCCAUUAAGGUGUUUCAGAAAAGUCUUAUUUUUUUUGGAACAGAUUCAAGAUUUUUAUUUCAGCUCUAAAAGACGCUUUUUAACAUCUGAGCUCUUAAUAUUAACAUUGACAUGACCCUCAUCGCACUUCUUCAUUUUCCGUAAGAUCUGUACAGUAAUUUGCUGGCGAGUAAUAAAAUUUAAAAGCAACAAUUAACAUGUUUUCUGUGUUAGUUUUAUGGAAAAUAGAAAAGUGCAAUGAGGGAUAUGUAAAUAUCAAUAUUAAGAGCUUGGAUUUCAACAGGUGUUUUUUUAGGCAGAAAUUAAGCUUUUGAGCUUAUUUAAAGAAAAAAGUUUUCUGAAACACCCUAAUACACAUGCAAGUGUGUAUAUUAAUUCACAUGCUAUUUGGACAGGUUACAGACACCUCAAAAUUGAGUAUUUUGAAUUUGUCGAAAGAAACCCUAUUGAGCUAACAAUUAGUAAAAACUUGCUUUAAUUUUUGGUUUUUUUUUUUUUACAUUUUUUUAUACAAAAGAAAGAGAAAAAGUUUUAUAAAAACGGAUCAUUUACCAGCAGACAUUUAUUUGGAUUACAGUAAAAUACUUCCGAGUCCAUAAGUAUCUUUUAAUUAUCUAAUCGGUUGUUAAUUUAUUGCAAAAUGGUAUAUAGGGGCAAAAAGUGAAAUAAACGAAAUAUUAACAAAUAACUGUUGCCGGACUAAACAUUGUACAGAGUAGACUGGGUGUCUUCGCAAUUAUUUAUUUCUUAUCGUUCGGUUUAGGAAAUUUCAGAUAUAGUGUAUAAAUAAUAUACAAGAAAAAGAAUAGAGAAAACAAUAGUAUAUAAUAGAGCGUAAGAAAGCUGUUCAAAUUAAAUUGCUCACAUGUAGAAGUAAUUAAUAAUUCUGGAAGAUAGAAUACAUAGCAUUGGAUGCAAAAUGUGUCUAUAUAUGUAAAGGCGUGCCAGAUGAUAGAACAGGGUUUUUUCAAUUUUGCGAUCAUAAUACAAUUACACAAAAUUAAAGGGACAAGUGCCAAUAAAAACUUAGGAUGUUCAUAGCCUAGGUGAACAACAACGUUUUUUUUUCCUAUGUCACCGCGUUAUUUUUUAAUAUAAUGACGUAAUUGUUAGAAAGAAUCUAAUUAUUAUUAAAAUGCAGUUACAUAUUCAAAAUGUCAAAGGCUUAUCUUUUCGAAGAUGAAGUACGACUUGUAUAAAAAAUUACACGAAAAAAACAGUACAUAAUAAACUAAAAAGUGCAAACCAUGAAAGAGCGAUACUUGUUAUUUGUUCGACUAUUUGAAGACGUAGGUAUUAGUUAGCCAUUAUUGCUUACUUUUUCGGUAAUCGCAUUAAAGUUGCAAUAAUGAGUUACAGAAUAUACAUAAAAAGAGAAGUAUUAGACAGUAAUUGGAAACUUUAAUUAUCUACAUGAUAUUUGAGUUAUCCCAAGACUUAAGCUUUGGGUUCAUAAAAAUGCUUCUAUUAGUGCCGAAGUUUUGCAGUUUCAGCAUCACUAAGUAGACGCUUCUUGAACAUAUCGAGUGGGAUAGUCGUUUUAUGAACUGAAUAUUAUAUAAACUAGGACAUCAUGAUACGAGAAACAUUUAUUCAGCAUUUUGUAUUCGAAGAAAAAAAAAUUGGAUCUUUAUAGAAGUUCCUCUUCUUUUGUAAAAAUAAAGAUGAAUCGAAAUUAAUAAUAAUUUUCAUUUAUGCUAAAACUCACAGUCACGAAUCGUGAUGAAUUUUUGUUUUCGCAAUGUGUAGGUAUGUAUGAAUUCACAAGUGAUUUUCUUUGAAACAAAAAAAAAAUUGAAAAAAAAAUUGGAAACCAAAAUCAUACCCAGAUAACAUCUACGAUACUUCCAUAAUUUAUGAGCACCUGAUUACGGAUCAGGACGUAUUGCUUAUUAGGGUUUAUAUAAUGAAAUCGUCAAGUUUUACGGGAUUUCAAAAGUGAGAUUAAGUACAUAGAAUGCAGAAUACACAAACGUCCUGUUCCGGAAUAUAAAUUUGUAUUUCAAAAAUCAAUGCCUGAAAGGUGACAUUAAAUGUCGUAUUCCGUUCGAUCGAAUGGAAAGUACUAAAACAAGAAAAAAAUUCAGGAAAUAUAAGAACGAAGAAAGCAAACAUAAGAGAAAUAAAAAUAAUGAUAAUUCGUGUGUACAGUAUACCUACAAAUUUAUACAUAAUAAUGUGUAUGUAAAAGCCUAUUCGUAAAUUACAUAUUAAAUAUAUUAUAAAAUGAAAAACAUACGCGAAUUUUUUUCCACUUCACUUAACACUUUCGAUUAUGUAUUCGCGAAAGAGAGAUAGAGAAAUAAUCGUGAGUCCCUCGCGAAAAUAAAAUUUGCUCAAAAAAUAAAAUUUAGAAUAAACAUAAGUGGUUAAAUUUUUCGCCUAUUCGUUGCUGGAAAGGGAUUUGAAGGUAUGAAAAAGUACAAUAAAAUAAAGCAUAAGAUUACUAAUGAUCAAUAUGAUUACAACGAGGAUAUAUAGCAUUAUCUGUUAGUACGUAUACUCGCUACAAGAUAAUAUAGACAAAAUGUAUGAUUUAAAAAUAUUUCAAUGCCAGUUGUACAGGUAUUUUUUUUUUGUGCGGUGUACAAUUAUAUUCAUUAAUUAACUAUCAAUAUAUUAAUAAUAACACUAACUUUACUAUUAUUUAACAAUUCAAUAUAUAUGAAUGAAUAUUCGGGGAAAAGUUUUCCAACUUAUAAAUAGCUGAACAACGAUUUGAUAAAUUAUACAUAAAUUAGUUGUCUCGGCUACACAACUAUUCGUGAUACUAAUAUGUAUAUUAUAAGUUCUAACUAGAAAAAAUUUAGCAGAACACACAGUGGUCGAACGAUCUUUAUAAAAGAAAAUUAUGGAGCCUAUUCAUCAUUCAUAACAUUACUUUUCAUAAAAAAUUUCAUGGAUUAUCUCCCAGAUGAUAUCUCACUACGUUUAGAUAAUUUUUCUUACAUUUUGUUGAUCGCUUUCUUAUACACGCGUACAUAAUAUGAAUAAAAUUACUCAUUAACGAUGAAUAAACGAAAAAUUUUCUGUAA
This is a messenger RNA of Athalia rosae (coleseed sawfly), 7112 nucleotides long. Its product is annotated as E3 ubiquitin-protein ligase RNF19A-like. Gene Ontology annotation, molecular function: ubiquitin conjugating enzyme binding; zinc ion binding; ubiquitin protein ligase activity. Gene Ontology annotation, cellular component: ubiquitin ligase complex; cytoplasm. The transcript has 13 exons. Bases 229 to 3513 code for a protein of 1094 amino acids. Gene Ontology annotation, biological process: protein polyubiquitination; ubiquitin-dependent protein catabolic process; positive regulation of proteasomal ubiquitin-dependent protein catabolic process. NCBI's taxonomy places the organism in Eukaryota, Metazoa, Arthropoda, Insecta, Hymenoptera, Athaliidae. The record is from RefSeq and is a predicted model, not a curated record.